AUGAUACCUGUUUACCCUCAAAAUGUUAACUUCUAGAUGGUUCCUAUGAACUAAUAGAUGUACCCAUAGAUUCCUACUUCUUAAGCUAACUCCCAGGAAAGAGAAGUUGAAAACUCAGCAUCACUUUUAAUGAGAGGAUCUUAGAAUUUGAGUGUCGAAAGAGAUGAGCAAUGCUUCUAAUGCUAUUGGGAUUUCAGAGAUAUUAAAUAUAGAUCUCAAUAAUUAGGUGAACAUAAAGUAAGACGUUUCUAGCCUAACUAUUUUAACGCAUGCUUUUGCUGGCCAUGCAAAAUAUGCUGCUGCACAUUCAAUAUUCCCCCAUUUAUCUCUAAUGAUAUUAUAUUCUAAGAAGGAGUAUAAAUCAAAUUUGCUAACAAAUACCACGGUUCAGUUUUUGCAAAAGGUAUUUGUAUAGGUACUUAUGAACUUUAGGAACCUGGCUAAUGCUGUGCUUUGCUUAUUUGUUCUUAACCUAAAGUUGUAAUUACAAAGGCUGUUACUAAUGAAUAAAUCACUUUAAGACCAAACGACAGUAUCUGCACAGGAUUUAUUGAAAGAUUUUUUGGUUGUUUCAUUAAAGCUAAAGAAAUGUACGUUGAAAAGAAUGGAUAAACCUUGAAUGGUACUUACUCAAGAAGCUGUUUCAGAGCUCUUUUUAACUAUUUUAUCUGCAACUUCCACUUGUACGAUAAAUUAGACUUAGACUUCUAAACUUUCAUAAAGAGCGAUGCUGACAAAAUACUUAUAUAUGGUGCUUUCUUAUUGCUUUAAGAAAAUACAAACUGCUUCAGAGGUUGUUUCUGCUGA
Tetrahymena thermophila SB210 is the source of this 807-nucleotide messenger RNA. RefSeq lists its product as hypothetical. The transcript has a single exon. Lineage: Eukaryota; Ciliophora; Oligohymenophorea; Hymenostomatida; Tetrahymenidae. The record is from RefSeq and is a predicted model, not a curated record.